AUGCGAUCGUCAGAUGAAGACCCAGAUGGCGUGGCAAUCGACACUCGCUGGCUGAGACCUGGUGACCUCGUGGAGCUUGAAUUCAAGACCAAAGAGACUGAAAGUAUCGUCGCUGUCUUCGUGCGGGCAUCGGGCAUGUUUGGGCAAUUCUUCACCAUGCACGGUCGAUGGGUGUAUCUUCUCGACCGGUGGAUCCAGUACAGCGUUCCGGGCUGGAUAUCAACCGAUCUCAUUGACCCGAUCAUCCCCUAUCUGCCCGAAUCCAAGACUAUUGAAGAAAUCGAAGAGCUGGCCGAGCAAUCCUACACGGAGGACCUUGCCGUACCCCGAAGUGCGGCCGCUCCUCUUAUCAGCAAGAUGGUCCAGUUCCACACGGAAUCGUUGGAAAUGUAUCGCCGCCACGCCAGCGUACUAGACGAUGCUCACAAGAUUCUCUCGCACGACACCGAUCUACGGUACGGAUCGUUGACGUCAGCUGCAACAACGCUACUCAAUGUACCCCGGCAGCAGCUGUCUGAUACUGCUUUGUUCACGGUCCGCAAAGCACUAGCCAGGGCCGGCUUUGGUUUCAACGUGGACGCACGCUCUCAUCGAAUGACGGGCUAUAUUCAGAUCCGUAGCAAACAGCAGGUCAGCAUGGUAUCCCAAGUACGCGGCUGGAUUCGGGACUGGCAAGACGACCUAGCCCGCCGAGUCGCGACUGGAAAGCAAGGAGGCGCGCGAGCUGGCGGAGCCAAUCGCACAUCAGAGACAGCGACCUACAUCUAUAGUUUCCUGGAGAAAGCCAAAGCGAUCGUCAUGAAGAGCCGAGAGGACCGCGAUAUGACUCCUUAUGGCAAUAUCGGACCCAGCAAAAAGCGCUUCCCCAUCACGUCUGAGCAGGGGUCUCUGAAGAUCACUUUGGAAGAGCAGUUCAAUUGGCAAGAUUGGCUCAUUAUCCGGUUCCUGGAGACGUGGGCUUGCGUGAAUGGCUUCCUCGGAUUCCCUCGACUCCAAUCUUUGCCGCCGCUUUUGCUCCAAGCCAUGGGUUUGUACACUCAGAUUCCACUCAGCACGAGUACAGGCAUCCUCUUUCUGCAGGAGAUCGGCACACUCAUGCCCCACGAGAAUCGGGUACGCUUCGAUGAACAUCUUCUCCUGCCCACCAGCCAGCAUUCCAAGCCGCUGCAGCAACUCCAAUCCACGUUGGCCCAGAUGGGAUCUCAGAAGUCGCACCACUUUGCGGAUUCCAUGAAGGAUAUUCGGCACGAUUGGCAAGACUUGCCAGUCUACUGUGUGGACAAAAUUGAUGCUCACGAGAUCGACGACGGCAUCAGCAUCGAGCGAGCGGGCAGUGACCAAUGGUGGGUACACGUGCACAUUGCGAACCCAACGGCCUUCUUCGGACCGGAGCAUCAACUAGCAAGAAUGGCGAGGCAUAUGGGCGAGACUAUUUAUCUCCCCGAACGAGCGCACGCCAUGCUGCCGGCCUGGGUUUCGGAUUACCACUUCUCUCUCGGCAAGGAUCGACCAUGCUUGACCUUCAGUGUCAAAAUGGACCUUGAAGGCAACACCUUGGAUCAGCGGGUUCGAGCGGGAAUAGUGCGCAAUGUAGUGCGCUUGACACCGGAGGAGGUCGGCGAGGCAAUUGGAGCGCAGUCGCAUCCGGAAGACAAGGUUGUGGUAACCAUUGGGGGCGAGGUCCCUGCAAAGCCGCAGAGGAAGAACCCAGUGCAUAGUCUCCCCAGCAGCCACGCCGAGGCAUUGAAGACGCUGUAUCACCUGGCCGACAAGAGAAAGGAAAUCCGCAAACGAGCGGGUGGCAUCUUUUUCGACAUGCAACGGCCCGAUGUGGAAGUGUGGGCGAGUUGGAAGGGCCCCGGGCUUGGAUGGGAGCAUCCAUAUCGGAAGGGUGCUCGGCGAGUGGAAGGCGACCCGAUCAUCCGCGUGACCACGAAGAAGACGGUGAACUGGUUUCAACCCGUAGGCGCAUCUGCCAACGUGCUGGUGCAAGAAUUCAUGCUGCUGGCCUGCGACACGGCGGGCAGCUGGUGCGCGCAGCGCCAGAUCCCCGCCCUUUUCAGAGGCAGCGUAAAGAGGCCAGACACCAUCGAUAGCGCGACAUUUGUCCGGGACGUUUUGGAGCCGGCGGCCAAAGAAUCGAGCGAUGGUAUCCCCCCGCUCCAUCUGGGCAUUGCGCACCUCCAAACCCUGGGAGGCACCACCCUCCAAACCACCCCUUUCCGCCAUCGCUUACUCGGCCUGGACUCGUACUGCAAGGCCACCAGCCCACUGCGCAGAUAUGCCGACAUGAUUCUGCACUGGCAAAUCGAAGCGGGGCUGCGCGAAGAAGCGCGCACAGGCCGAAGCCUCAUCACCAACGACGCCAAAGCCGACCGCAGCUUCCUGCCCUUCAGCCAUCGCAGCUUGAGCGCCAUCAUGCUCGGCCUGCAACCGCGCGAAAGACUCAUCACCAGCGCCAAAGCAGCCGGCCAGAACUUCUGGAUCACCAUGCUGCUCUUCCGCGCUUUCCACUUCAACGAAGGCCCCCUGCCCUUCUACACCAAGGCCUUCCCCACCAACCCCGACGGCACCACCAAACCGCUGAUGCGCGUCUUUCUGUCCUCCGUCGCGCUCAACGAUCGCUUCAGCGUGUCGGGUAUCUGCCUGGACUUGUCCAUCCAGACCACUAUGCUGCGGCCAGAGAGGUGCGGGCUCGAGCCGGCGCAACAUGGGGACGUGUGGGAGUGCGAGAUGGAGGAGGUCAAUGUGUAUCGGAGAGGUGUGACCGCGCGGCCGGUGAGGCUGGCGCAUCGGGAGGAGCGGCAGGUGCCGGAUGAAUAUCGGGUGGGCAACCUGCGGCAUACAAAGAGUCGGGCUCAGCAGUCUUGA
Messenger RNA from Neohortaea acidophila, 2871 nucleotides. RefSeq lists its product as uncharacterized. The transcript has a single exon. The record is from RefSeq and is a predicted model, not a curated record. Gene Ontology annotation, molecular function: 3'-5'-RNA exonuclease activity; RNA binding. Gene Ontology annotation, cellular component: P-body; exosome (RNase complex). Gene Ontology annotation, biological process: mRNA catabolic process. The coding region runs from base 1 to 2871 and encodes 956 amino acids. NCBI's taxonomy places the organism in Eukaryota, Fungi, Ascomycota, Dothideomycetes, Mycosphaerellales, Teratosphaeriaceae.